AUGCUCCUUCUAACCCCCUUGGUUCUGCUGGUAAUAUCCGUUGCUGGGUUGCAAAACCCUCAUCGAUUCCAGAAACCAUUCCAGAAACCCACAGUCACGAGACUGAGUAGCGAUCUGGGUCUCGAUUUGGCUUCGGAGGCUACCCGUUUACCGGCACAGCUGACCAAGAGGCUUGCGGAGUUUCUCGUGGAUGGAACAAACUUUCCCCAAGUCCCAUUUGAAAUUGGCGAGAGCUAUGCUGGUCUACUACCAAACACACCACACGGCAACGCCAGCUUAUUUUCCUGGUUCUUUUCAUCCACUAAUCCACUAGCCAAGAAAGAGGUGAAGUGCCUCCUGAGAGAACUACAUCCACGGAGCACGCAGAUGGUGAUACCGCUAGCACGCUUGUGUCCCUCGAUUUAG
Molecule: messenger RNA, 405 nt
Organism: Penicillium diatomitis
Lineage: Eukaryota; Fungi; Ascomycota; Eurotiomycetes; Eurotiales; Aspergillaceae
Exons: 2
Coding region: 1-405 (134 amino acids)
Source: RefSeq, a predicted model, not a curated record